UAUUUUUCACAACAGUAGAAUCAUCAUUUCAGUUCAGAAUUUUUUUAUUUAAAAAUUAGUUAUUAUGAAAUUUGAACCGAUUACCUGACUACUUUGAUUCACCAGAGGAAUAAAAAGGAUAAGAAUAAUCUGUUGACUUUCGCCACCAUCGAGCUAUACCUUUUACACUCUCAACUGUGCUUAUCGAAUUAUUAAUUUAUCGUGUCAAAAAAUCGCGAAAAUCUGUAACCAAGUGAUCUUUACUCUACCCUCGUCGCCAUCAUCAUUACCAGAUUCAACAUAACCACCACAAACAUAAAAUAUGUUACAUCAAAAAUUUCUUUAAUGGAAAGAAUGAAGUUUGUGGAUUCAUUGAUUAUAAAACUCAACCAGUUGUAUUAACUUCAUCAACUUGUUAACCAAAGCCUAAUGAUAUCAAAUUUUAUAUCAAUAAGAAUAAUAUCAACAUCACGGAAAUCGGGUUUGAUUGAUAAAAUGGGUUAGCUUCGAUGGAUGUUAAAUGAAUCUCAUUUUUUGUUAAUACUCUUUGGAUGUCCAAUCUCACUGACAGAAUCAAUUAAACUCAUCUGGUUGUCAUUUUUUCGAGAGACUCGUAAAAGCUUGCCAUCAUCAAAAUAAGGAAUAAAAGUGGAAUUAACAUGCACCAAUUAUUUGUGGAAGUGUUGACCAAGAGAGAUCUCUCCAGAGCCGGCGAUUUAUUUUCCAUUGAGGAUAAAAGCAUUAUCACUGAUUUGUCAGCUUUAAUUAAUGAAAUCCAACGAAUUUCCAGCUCUAGAGAUUUCAAUAAAGUCAACAACGAUCAAAGUGUCAUCGAAAUUUGCUUAGCUCGCAUUACCUCUGCUAUUAGAGAUUCGGGUACAAUAGAGGAGCAUGCACCAGCUUUGGUUUCUCUCUUAGAAUCAUGUCUUCAACAUGACCUUAAACCAAAUAAAAAAGAUGAGGAUCCACCACAUGCUAAAAUAGCUUCCGAUGUAGUUUCCUGUAUUUUUCUCAAUCACACUAAAAAAUCAUUGAUGAGAAUCGCGGUUCCAGUGGCCAUUAAACUACUUCAUCGAGGGAAUAAAGAAUUGAGCAGAAAUCUUUCAAGUUAUUUGUCACUUGCUGCCAUUAACAAUGCUGAAGUAUUGUCACCUCAUAUCCAGCCCAUUAUCGAUUCAAUUAUUGGUGGCAACUAUUCUUUGGUGCGUGUUUUACCAAAAAUUUACACUGUUAACAAGGAACCUAUUCAUGAUCAUGUAAUGGCUCUUGUUUCACUUUUACCUCAAUGUGAUACACCAGAAAAGCUCUCUUUACUUCAUCUUUUUGCUCUAAUAUCCAAGAACAAACCAUCCAUUUUGGAAUCAAAUUUACCACAAUUUAGCGAAUGUCUGGCUCAAUCUCAAACAGCUUAUCAAACUUUACAAAUUUUCCUUGAUAUGGCUCAAGUUGAUCCAAGACCUUUUGUUGAAUAUGUUAGUCGUGUUAUUACUGCUUGUGAACUUCAAAGUGGAAUGCUUUCAAUAGCUGCCCAAUUUCUUGGCAUUAUUGGUAAACUGGACGUUGAACAAGCCUGUGACUGUGUUCGUUUCCUAACCUCUCAAUUGUCACGAUCCGAUUUAUCAACCACCAUCACACUUUUGCGAGAGAUCAAAUCAAUCGUUGAAGUAUUUCCAUCAUUAAUCCCAUCUUUUCUCAACCAAAUUCUAGUACAAACGGAAAACAGUUCAUCAGCAACAGUUCAAAUUUACCUUCAACAACUGAAUACUCUCAAUCAACAAGUAACAUCAUCAAAUGCUAUAACAGUUGUCCGUGUCAAUUGUGAUAAUAAUUUGGGCAAGACAACAUCUGGAACCGGAGUCCCUGGAAGCAGUUCAUUGACUAACAAUAACAAUUCUGGUUUAGCUGAUUCAUUAAUAUCAACUUCAUCCUCAGCCCAACACCAGCCUCGUUCAAAGGGCAUCUAUUCGCUGUCAAAUAAUGCUUCAACCUAUCACCAUCGAAGUAUUCCACGAUCUGCUAACCUUCAUGGUAUUUCAUCCAUAUCGUCUUCUUCAUCAACAACAGGACAACCUCAUUCUCUCCAUCACCACCACCACCAACAGCACUCUAACAUUUUCAGCCACUCUGGACCUUCACAUUCCAGUACAUCGUCUACAAAUGGAUUUUAUCGUUCCAUGACUACUUUAGGUUUACCUAGUUACUCUUCUCGUCAUCAAGUUAACCGUCGAUCCAUUGAAAGUAUAAUGGCAGGUACUACCGCAUCGGGCUCACAAAAAAGUGCCUCCUCAUCUUACCUUUUAGCUCUACAAGAAAAAGAAGCUGCUGCAUCCAAAUCAAAAACCGUUGCAACCUCAGUCGAUUCGCAACUGCAACAGGGUAACGCUGCCUUUUCCUCAACCUCAUCUCACUAUAACAUUGAAGCUUCCCGGUCUGAAGGUAUCUCAAGCAGUUUAAAUUCAAAAUUACGGGCCACAUCAAGCGGAGAACACCUUAAACAAAGUCGAACAUCUCUUCUUGAACCUUAUCCAAUGAGAGAUGCCGUUCAGCAUUUUUGUGAGAAACACAUUGACAAGAUAAAAGCUUAUAUGCAAAAAAUUUCAGUUAAAAUACCAUUACCUGUUAAAUGUACCAUAGAAGAAAAAAAGGCCAAGAAACUUGCCAAACUUCACUUUGUUUGUCAGGGCAAAGGAACAAAUUGUUUGUACAGUAAAACUUUUUUUACCAUGAAGACACGAAACGCACGAAUUUGGAUUCAUCUCAUGUUUCUGGCUCUCCAAGCCAAAGCACCUACCGCCUUAUGUACCAAUGAAGCCUCCGUUAAUGCAUUGAAAAACUGUUGGGAUACACUUAAAGCCGAUAAUAAAACCUUCCUUACCUUAGUAACUUCAUCCUUUCCCUCUACUAAAGACCAAGAUUUGCUGAUGGCUGAGUUAAGAUCUUCACGAUAUUUCGAUGUCUUUGAAUUCAACGCUUUAGCUAAUAUCUGGGGCUGUUUUCUUUGUAAUCAUCCUGAUCGUGCCAUUGAAUUUUUACAAAACUCGGAACCUGUUAUUGAGGGCCAAUUAAAAGAGAAAAAAGGCAAAUGGAAGCUCUUUCGUCGAUGGAGAACUCAUUAUUUCACUCUAUCUGGACUUAAUUUAUCUUAUAGAGAAUCGAAAGACACCAAAGAAACUCAGCCGAUCGAAAUCGGGGAAAUAUUGAGCGUUAAAGCCAUUCCUAGCUCAAAAGGAAGAACUAUUCCUAAAGCUUUUGAAAUAUUCACAAACGAGGAUAAAACAUACGUUUUAAAGGCCAAGAAUAAUUUAAAUACAGAGCAAUGGGUUCAAUGUUUAUCAAUAGCCAUGGCACAUUCACAAGCAAAAGACACAAAUGGUUGAAUGACUUUAUCCUGAUAAUUGGGCAAAGAUGGUCAUUAUUUUACUUGUUUAACUUAAUUUAAGACGACAAUCAAAAGAAAGGACAAAAUCAUCAACGAGGACUAGUUCACAAUCCAUAUACCUCGUCGAUUUUUGUUGAUUGAUAAACAAAAAAAUGUACGAAAAAAAGGAGACAAAAUCUUUCAGUUAUUUCCAGUUUUCAAGUUAACUUACUUUCAGCAAGUUGAAAUUGGCAAACAUCAACAAAAAAAGUUUCAUAAAUAUUCAGAUUAAUUAAUUUUAGGAAAUCAUUGAAUCGAUACAGAAAUAUUUUUUUACAAUACAGCGUAUUACAAUGUUUAAUUGUUAGGACUGAAGAAAAAUUGACAACGUGAGUUCCACAAAUCAUCUUCAUUGAGCUCGAAAAUGCAGAAUCCUAAAGAUUUCUUAUUUACCAGUGUCAAUUUCAAGAGAAAUACAUUUUUAAAUUUCAACUUUACUCUUCAAUAGUCAAAGUUAACGUUUUACUGACUUAUACAUCACUUCGUGUUCACUACCCUUUUGUCUUCUACCUUUCGUUUUUUUUGUUUGUAUGUAUUUAAUAGAUUCUUAUACUUUUUUACAUACACUUUAAUAAAUAAUGUUUUUACUUCUGUGAUUA
This is a messenger RNA of Tetranychus urticae (two-spotted spider mite), 3996 nucleotides long. It is a transcript of the gene melt, whose product is annotated as ventricular zone expressed PH domain-containing protein melted. The record is from RefSeq and is a predicted model, not a curated record. Gene Ontology annotation, cellular component: plasma membrane. Gene Ontology annotation, biological process: regulation of signal transduction. Lineage: Eukaryota; Metazoa; Arthropoda; Arachnida; Trombidiformes; Tetranychidae. Gene Ontology annotation, molecular function: phosphatidylinositol-5-phosphate binding.